Messenger RNA from Aquila chrysaetos chrysaetos, 4779 nucleotides. It is a transcript of the gene COL1A1, whose product is annotated as collagen type I alpha 1 chain. Lineage: Eukaryota; Metazoa; Chordata; Aves; Accipitriformes; Accipitridae. Gene Ontology annotation, molecular function: protein binding; extracellular matrix structural constituent. The record is from RefSeq and is a predicted model, not a curated record.
CGGGACGACACGCGUGUGCAUGUCUGUGUAUGCGUGUGCAUGAACGGACAGGCGGGGGCUGGGGGGGGGGGUGCGAGGGGUGCCCCCCGACUCGCUGGGUGCCGCUGAUUGGUCGAGGGGCCGUCCAAAAUUCCCCGGUUGCGAUGGGUCCCACCUCUCCCCGCCGCCGCAUCAUAUAUAAGGGGAGGCGAAGGAGUGGGCAAGGGCAGUAGGAAGUUUCUGCUGGGGUCUGGAUUUGGAGCUCCAGAGUCGGAUCGGCCCCGUAUGACCCCAACCUAAGAACAAAAGAGACCCCAAAGAGUCUACAUGUCUAAUAUUUAGACAUGUUCAGCUUUGUGGAUUCUCGGUUACUGCUGUUGAUAGCAGCGACUGUACUACUCACCCGCGGGCAAGGAGAAGAAGACAUUCAAACUGGAAGCUGCAUACAGGAUGGGCUAACGUACAACGAUAAGGAUGUGUGGAAACCCGAACCCUGCCAGAUCUGCGUCUGCGACAGCGGCAACAUCCUCUGCGAUGAGGUGAUCUGCGAGGACACCUCCGACUGCCCCAACGCCGAGAUCCCCUUCGGAGAGUGCUGCCCCAUCUGUCCCGACACCGACGCCUCCCCUGUCUACCCAGAAAGCGCUGGAGUAGAGGGUCCUAAGGGAGACACCGGCCCCAAAGGAGACAGGGGACUCCCCGGCCCCCCUGGCAGAGAUGGCAUCCCUGGACAGCCUGGCCUCCCGGGACCCCCAGGCCCUCCAGGUCCUCCAGGCCUCGGCGGAAACUUCGCUCCUCAAAUGUCUUAUGGCUACGACGAGAAAGCCGGUGGCAUGGCCGUGCCCGGCCCCAUGGGUCCAGCUGGUCCCCGCGGUCUCCCCGGUCCUCCUGGUGCUCCUGGUCCUCAAGGUUUCCAAGGUCCCCCUGGUGAACCCGGAGAGCCUGGUGCUUCUGGUCCCAUGGGUCCCCGUGGUCCAGCCGGCCCCCCUGGCAAGAACGGAGAUGACGGUGAAGCUGGAAAGCCCGGCCGUCCCGGAGAGCGCGGUCCCCCCGGUCCCCAGGGUGCACGUGGUCUCCCAGGAACCGCCGGUCUGCCGGGCAUGAAGGGUCACAGAGGCUUCAGUGGUCUGGAUGGUGCCAAGGGUGAGCCCGGUCCUGCUGGCCCCAAGGGUGAGCCUGGCAGCCCCGGAGAGAACGGUGCUCCUGGGCAGAUGGGUCCUCGUGGGCUUCCCGGCGAGAGAGGCCGUCCCGGUCCAUCUGGCCCCGCUGGUGCUCGUGGUAACGACGGUGCUCCUGGUGCUGCUGGUCCUCCCGGUCCAACUGGCCCUGCUGGUCCCCCCGGCUUCCCCGGUGCUGCUGGUGCUAAGGGUGAAACUGGUCCCCAGGGAGCUCGUGGCAGUGAAGGUCCCCAAGGUGCCCGCGGUGAGCCCGGUCCCCCCGGCCCUGCUGGCGCUGCUGGUCCUGCUGGCAACCCCGGUGCUGAUGGUCAACCUGGUGCCAAGGGCGCAACCGGUGCUCCUGGCAUUGCUGGCGCUCCCGGCUUCCCCGGUGCCCGCGGUCCCUCCGGACCCCAGGGUCCCAGCGGUGCCCCCGGUCCCAAGGGUAACAGCGGUGAACCCGGUGCUCCAGGCAACAAGGGAGACACUGGUGCCAAAGGCGAACCCGGUCCCGCUGGUGUCCAAGGCCCCCCCGGCCCAGCUGGCGAAGAAGGCAAGAGAGGAGCUCGUGGUGAGCCCGGCCCCGCUGGGCUUCCCGGCCCCGCCGGCGAACGUGGUGCUCCCGGCAGCCGCGGUUUCCCUGGUGCUGAUGGCAUUGCCGGUCCCAAGGGUCCCCCCGGCGAGCGCGGCUCCCCCGGCCCCGCUGGCCCCAAAGGAUCUCCUGGUGAAGCUGGACGCCCCGGGGAACCCGGCCUCCCUGGUGCCAAGGGUCUGACUGGAAGCCCUGGGAGCCCCGGUCCCGACGGCAAGACUGGCCCCCCCGGUCCCGCUGGUCAAGACGGCCGCCCCGGCCCCCCCGGCCCCCCCGGAGCUAGAGGUCAAGCCGGCGUGAUGGGUUUCCCCGGUCCCAAAGGUGCUGCGGGUGAGCCCGGCAAACCCGGCGAGAGAGGUGCUCCUGGUCCCCCCGGCGCCGUUGGUGCUGCUGGCAAAGAUGGUGAAGCUGGUGCCCAAGGUCCUCCCGGCCCUACCGGUCCCGCUGGAGAAAGAGGUGAACAAGGUCCCGCUGGUGCUCCUGGCUUCCAGGGUCUGCCGGGCCCCGCUGGUCCCCCCGGUGAGGCUGGCAAGCCCGGUGAGCAGGGUGUCCCCGGAGACGCCGGUGCCCCCGGUCCCGCCGGUGCCAGGGGUGAGAGAGGUUUCCCCGGUGAACGCGGCGUCCAAGGCCCCCCCGGUCCCCAAGGUCCUCGUGGUGCUAACGGUGCUCCCGGUAACGAUGGUGCUAAGGGCGAUGCUGGUGCUCCCGGUGCCCCCGGGAACCAAGGCCCCCCCGGUCUGCAGGGUAUGCCCGGAGAGCGUGGUGCUGCCGGCCUGCCAGGCGCCAAGGGUGACAGAGGCGACCCCGGUCCCAAAGGUGCUGACGGCGCUCCUGGCAAAGACGGUCUCCGAGGUCUGACUGGCCCCAUCGGCCCCCCCGGCCCCGCUGGUGCUCCUGGUGACAAGGGUGAAGCUGGUCCCCCCGGUCCUGCUGGUCCCACUGGUGCCCGUGGUGCUCCCGGCGACCGCGGCGAGCCCGGCCCUCCCGGUCCUGCUGGAUUUGCUGGCCCCCCAGGUGCCGAUGGCCAGCCUGGUGCUAAAGGUGAAACUGGUGAUGCUGGAGCCAAGGGUGAUGCCGGUCCCCCCGGCCCUGCUGGCCCCACUGGUGCUCCUGGCCCUGCCGGUGCUGUUGGUGCUCCUGGUCCCAAAGGUGCUCGCGGUAGCGCUGGACCCCCUGGUGCUACUGGUUUCCCUGGUGCUGCUGGAAGAGUUGGUCCCCCCGGCCCCUCCGGGAACAUCGGUCUCCCCGGCCCCCCCGGCCCCAGCGGGAAGGAAGGUGGCAAAGGACCCCGCGGUGAAACCGGCCCCGCUGGCCGCCCCGGUGAGCCUGGCCCUGCUGGCCCCCCCGGCCCCCCCGGCGAGAAGGGUUCUCCUGGCGCUGACGGCCCCAUCGGCGCUCCCGGCACCCCCGGACCCCAAGGUAUCGCUGGCCAGCGCGGUGUCGUCGGCCUCCCCGGACAGAGAGGCGAGAGAGGCUUUCCCGGUCUGCCUGGCCCCUCUGGUGAACCCGGCAAGCAAGGUCCCUCCGGUUCCCCUGGCGAGCGCGGUCCUCCCGGCCCCAUGGGCCCCCCCGGCUUGGCUGGACCCCCCGGUGAAGCUGGACGUGAGGGUGCUCCCGGUGCUGAAGGUGCCCCCGGUCGUGAUGGUGCUGCUGGUCCCAAGGGUGACCGUGGUGAGACUGGCCCUGCUGGCCCCCCUGGUGCUCCCGGUGCCCCCGGUGCCCCCGGCCCCGUCGGUCCUGCUGGCAAGAGUGGAGAUCGCGGUGAGACCGGUCCCCAAGGUCCCGCUGGCCCCGCUGGUCCUGCUGGUGCUCGUGGUCCUGCUGGUCCACAAGGUCCCCGUGGUGACAAAGGUGAAACUGGUGAACAGGGUGACAGAGGCAUGAAGGGUCACAGAGGCUUCUCCGGUCUCCAGGGCCCACCUGGUCCUCCUGGCUCUCCUGGUGAACAAGGUCCUUCUGGUGCUUCUGGUCCCGCCGGUCCAAGAGGUCCUCCCGGCUCCGCUGGUGCUGCCGGCAAAGAUGGUCUCAACGGGCUGCCCGGCCCCAUCGGUCCCCCCGGCCCCCGCGGUCGCACCGGCGACGUCGGCCCCGUCGGUCCCCCUGGCCCACCCGGCCCCCCCGGUCCUCCCGGCCCCCCCAGCGGCGGCUUCGACUUCAGCUUCCUGCCCCAGCCGCCCCAGGAGAAGGCCCACGACGGCGGACGCUACUACCGAGCCGACGAUGCCAACGUGAUGCGCGACCGGGACCUGGAGGUUGACACCACCCUCAAGAGCCUGAGCCAACAGAUCGAGAACAUCCGCAGCCCCGAGGGCACCCGCAAAAACCCUGCCCGUACCUGCCGCGACCUGAAGAUGUGCCACGGCGACUGGAAGAGCGGCGAAUACUGGAUCGACCCCAACCAAGGCUGCAACCUGGAUGCCAUCAAGGUCUACUGUAACAUGGAGACGGGCGAGACGUGCGUCUACCCAACCCAGGCCACCAUCGCCCAGAAGAACUGGUACCUCAGCAAGAACCCCAAGGAGAAGAAGCACAUCUGGUUCGGCGAGACGAUGAGCGACGGCUUCCAGUUCGAGUACGGCGGUGAGGGCUCCAACCCAGCCGACGUCGCCAUCCAGCUGACCUUCCUCCGCCUGAUGUCCACCGAGGCCUCCCAGAACAUCACCUACCACUGCAAGAACAGCGUCGCCUACAUGGACCGGGACACCGGCAACCUGAAGAAGGCCCUUCUCCUCCAAGGCGCCAACGAGAUCGAGAUCAGGGCUGAAGGCAACAGCCGCUUCACCUACGGCGUCACCGAGGACGGCUGCACGAGUCACACCGGCGCUUGGGGCAAGACAGUCAUCGAGUACAAGACGACAAAGACCUCUCGCCUGCCUAUCAUCGAUUUGGCUCCCAUGGACGUUGGCGCUCCAGACCAGGAAUUCGGCAUCGACAUCGGCCCCGUCUGCUUCUUGUAAACUGGACGCCCCACGCGUAACAGGAGAGAGUAAUAAUAAUGAUAAUAAUAAUAAAAAAAAAAAAAAAAACAGCCAAAAAAAAAGGAGAAAAUUU